This is a messenger RNA of Cervus elaphus (red deer), 6006 nucleotides long. RefSeq names its product G protein-coupled receptor 174 (gene GPR174). Gene Ontology annotation, cellular component: membrane. Gene Ontology annotation, biological process: positive regulation of Rho protein signal transduction; phospholipase C-activating G protein-coupled receptor signaling pathway. NCBI's taxonomy places the organism in Eukaryota, Metazoa, Chordata, Mammalia, Artiodactyla, Cervidae. The record is from RefSeq and is a predicted model, not a curated record. The transcript is spliced from 5 exons. Gene Ontology annotation, molecular function: G protein-coupled receptor activity. The coding region runs from base 1257 to 2258 and encodes 333 amino acids.
UAAUCAGAGGGAGAGAGAGAGAGAGAGAGAGAACAUGUACAACUGUUAGUUCAAGCUGCCCGUGGAAAACGGAAAUGUUCGGUGUUCAGAGUGGCUUGCAUAUUUCACUCUGACAUCUCACUAUCAUGUUUUUCAAUAUGAUAGUGGUUAGGCAAUGCAGAUAAUUAUUUUUCUUUUUUCUCUUGCUUUUUUCAUUUUUCUUUUGGCUUUCUUUUAUUUUGUUUUCUUUUUACUCUUUCCUUCCAACCACUUUCCCUCCUUUCUUUCUCUUGUGUCUUUCUUUCUUCUUUUUUUGGUGGGGAUUUGUAGUGAAGAGAGAUUGGAUUUAGUUUUUUUCAGAACAAAGAGCUUAAAUUGAUGCACAGAUCAGUAGCAUCUGUGUUGGAGUGGCUCUCACAUGAAUUAUUUGGAUAUCUCUGGAGAAAACAGAAAGAAGUUGAAACGGCAUGAAUGAAUUAAAGCAGCUGGAUUCCCCAUGGCUUCCUCAAGAGACCCUAUUGCUCUGAUUAAAGAAUUUUAAUGGCACUGGAGAAAACAGUUUUGGGAACAAGUGCUUGUUCAACACAGUUUCAGUACAUGUCAACAUAUAUGUGAUGCCAUCUCCAACAUAUAUGACAACAGUUCUGGUGAGGACCUACAGAAUAAUUUGAUGUUUGAUAUUUCAUACCUGGGGCAUCCUUAUUCCAGAUUUGGGCUAGAGUGACCUCCAGUUCUGACUUUGUUUUCAACAUAUAACUGAGAAAGUCCCAGGAAGCUGACUCAUCCAAGUCAAUCAUCUCUGAAGAGUUUUAGGCACACUGAGUACUAGAGGAAACCUUUCUUCUAUGUGAGCCAAAAAAAGAGAAAAACAACCUGCCAAACACCAGUAAAGAGAUGACUAUCAUCAUAUGGGAAUUUGAAGAGCUUCUAUAUAGCACAUUCAUGAUCCAAAUGGGAGAGGAUCAACUGUCAUGAUGUCUCAGAAGGCCUUUUAACUGAGUAACAAGAAGGGGAAAUUAUAACAGCUUGUCAUCUGUGCUUGCACAUUAGACUUCCAUGUAGUUAAUGUAGACAAAUUCAAAGCAAACAUGCAGAUAGUUCUUUGAAAAGCCCCCAAAUCAUGUUUAGAAGCUCUGACCAAUGCAAUAAAAAGGAGGUUAUUCUAUAUUCAGUUUCUCCAGCCCAUCGAUGAUCAAUCUUUUAGAAAGAGCAGUAGUAGAUUGUAAAUUUAGAUUUUUAACCACCAUUUAGCAAAGGCAGCUUCUCUAGAAACAAACAUGACUGCUAAUGACACAUGUGCUGAGAUCAGUAGAGACAAUACAGACUUCCGAUACUUCAUCUAUGCUGUGACAUACACUGUUAUUCUUGUGCCAGGUCUCAUAGGGAACAUAUUAGCCUUGUGGGUAUUUUAUGGCUAUAUGAAAGAAACCAAACGGGCUGUGAUAUUCAUGAUAAACCUGGCCAUUGCUGACUUACUACAAGUCCUCUCCUUGCCCCUGAGGAUCUUUUACUAUUUGAAUCAUGACUGGCCAUUCGGGUUUGGCCUCUGCAUGUUUUGUUUCUACCUGAAGUAUGUCAACAUGUAUGCAAGCAUCUACUUCUUGGUCUGCAUCAGUGUGCGAAGAUUUUGGUUUCUCCUGUACCCCUUUCGCUUCCAUGACUGUAAACAAAAGUAUGACCUAUACAUCAGCAUUUCUGGCUGGUUGAUAAUCUGCCUUGCCUGUCUGCUAUUUCCUCUCCUCAGAAGCAAUGAUGACACCUCUAACCACACAACCAAAUGCUUUGUGGAUCUUCCUACCAGAAAUGUCAAUCUAGCUCAGUCUGUUGUCAUGAUGACCAUUGGCGAGUUGAUUGGGUUUAUCACUCCUCUUCUGAUUGUCCUGUUUUGCACCUGGAAGACAGUUUUAUCACUGCAAGAUAAAUAUCCUGUUGCACAAGACCUUGGAGAGAAAAAGAAAGCCUUGAAGAUGAUUCUAACCUGUGCAGGAGUUUUCCUAAUUUGCUUUGCACCUUAUCACUUCAGUUUUCCUUUAGAUUUCCUGGUCAAGUCCAAUGAAAUUAAAAGCUGCCUAGCCAGAAGGGUGAUUCUAAUAUUUCAUUCUGUUGCCUUGUGUCUUGCCAGUCUGAAUUCCUGCCUUGACCCAAUCAUAUAUUAUUUUACCACUGAUGAGUUCAGAAGACGGCUUUCAAGACAAGAUUUGCAUGAUAACAUAAAACUCCAUGAAAAAUCACUUGUGAGCAACAAUACCACAUCUAUCUUGUCAACUGAAUUAUAUUAAAUUAAAAAAAUAUGGAUGUGGACUGAAGUAUAUUAGAACAUAUUUGCAAUACUCCAAGCUACUGGGAAGUAAUCACAGCAAGCACUCGAAGCUUUUCAGUUAUGCUCUAUCUUACCUAUAUAAAGAUUUCACGUCAUCAUAACACAAUCUAUUUAGAGCAUUAUAUUCCACUAUCAUUGAUGUUGAGGUGUCCAUGUAGUAAUCUGUCAUCAAGUCUUUAAGAUUUAAGCUCUAAAAUUUCAGUGACAUACUAUAUGCACAUGCUUUCAGCAGAAGUCAGUUUUAUCUGUGAACCUAAGACACAGAGAGACUAUUAGCUUGAACUUAUUAUAAGCACUUGGUUUUGUUACAAUGGACACUGGAUUUCUUUAUAUUUAGAAAUAAUGUAGUUGUCUAUUUAUACUAGUAAUCACAGUUUAUAUCCCAAUAUCAUAUUUUAGUUGUCUUUAAUUAAGUAAGAUAGACAAUAUACUAUUUUGUGAAACAGUGUUAUAAGCACAGACCUUUUUUAUCUCCUAUAUGUGAUUAUACUCCUGAGUUUGAAGACUCAAAUAGCUAUUUCCUACAUUUAAGUAUCAGUAUGAAAAAUCAUCUAUCACAUCUAUUAACAGAAUGAAAAUCUGAACUCAGGCCUCUGAUAUAUUUAAAAUAAAAACAAGAAACUAAUUCACAUACUCUCUAUGACUGUAUAUUGACAUAUUUAAUCUAUCCAGGACAGGUAGCUUGUCAAAAUUCAUAUAAUGUGACCCACAUUGUCAUUAAUGGUCCAGGAAAAAGCAGAUACAUGAUAAUCACAGUUCUGAUUCUCUUAAACUAUUUCCAGACAGCACCUAUAUAUAUCUUUCAAAUAAAGAAAGUGUCUACCAUGCUUCUAGAGUGACAUUGAGGUACCUGAGAGGUUACUGCACUUUCUGAGCCUAUACAAGAAGCAAUGCACUAAGUUUAAGCCAGAGCAAAAAGAUACAAGUUAUUUUUUACUUUUAAGUGGCAACUAUCAGGCUACAUUCACAAGCCAGAGUAAGGUCUGGAGGCAGACAGGCAUGUAGACUCUAGAGUCCUCAGUAAUUUUUUUAGUCCAGCUUUGCUCCAGUCAUACUAUUUUAAGGCCAGUGCAGCCUCUUCCAAGGCAGCUGGGAAAGUCAAUUUUUGCCCUGUUGAGAAAAGUGCAAAAGAUUAAUUUUAGUGACAUUGGGCACCUAUUAAAACGCCUUGCCUACUAAUACCUGUUUAGAACUAGUAUGCAAGAAACAGACCCAGAAUAUGAGUAGCGAUUAAACCUGGGGUCUUAAAUAUUAGAAUACUCUGAAAAAUAUUUUGGCAAACAGCUCUAACUUUUAAAACAUGCUUUAAUUAAAAUCUGUGCAGUAUAUAACACACAGAUAAUUUUGGCCUGGAAGGAACGUGAAAAUCAAAGAAGAGCUCCAUCAUAUUUACAGGAAAGGAGUUAUUUUAGACACACAGUUAUGAUAUUGAUAUGUUUGGGGUGAUUAGUGAAAUAAAAGAGAAUUCUAAUAUCUUAGAUGAACGGAAAAUUUUCUAAUGUUUUCUCUAGACAAGUGUUGAUUUGCUUGUACUUAGUUAUUAAAAUAUUAUCCUGUUAGAAGACUGACUUUGUACUGCUAGCAAUAGUGUAUGUAUCUAUCUCCUAACUGUUCAUUGUAAGGUACAUAUUUUGAUGUGCUAAAUGAGCUCUGAAAGAAUGUUAAAUUGUGUUUUAAAAUGAGUAACUGUAACUAUGUCUAGUCUAUUUGCUUUAAAGUGAUUUGGUUUGACCAUAAUUUAGUGUUGUGAUGGGAUCAGAAGUAAUAAUUUUGUGGGUACUUGUAAUGAGAAACUUGUCUAUAUAUGUUUACUAGUUUCUAUAUUAUUAUGAACUACACUUUUAGGGUCAUUUGGGGGAGACCUCUGAUUUAAUUUCAUUAAUGUAUUAAUUUCACUUUAAGCAUACCUGUUAUCUUAAAGAGGAAAAAGUUUUCCAGGAUAUUACUGAAGUUCUUAGAGGAAAUGUUGAGGUUAGAGCCCAUUUAUUAAGCAGUCCAGGAGUCCUUGAAAAUUAUUUAUAUCAUUUGAGAAAAGUACAGAGAGAACAAGUGUCCAGUAUUCUUAUGCUGCUUAGCUAAGAACCACCCCUUCUCUUUAGGUUUGCCCAUCUAAGUUUGUAUUCGAUGUUGUGAUUUACUUUAUUAACCCCCUUUCCCCAUGAAUAUGCUUUGCCUUCUAUUCCCGUGUUCUAGUCAGUAACUGAUCAGUCUAUUCACACUAAGGUACUAAGGACUAAUGUUAGAUUAAUAUUAAUUUGCCUAGGAAUAUCUGAAUUCUAGGCCUUAGGGAUGAAUUUUAUCUCAAAGUGUAAAUAUUUUGUUUCAAUGAAGUGAUCAAAAACACCAAAACAGACUAGAAAGAACAAUAUUUUGAAGAAAGUGGGUCUUAACAACAGUGCCUUUCAGAUUACAUAUGGUAAGUAAACACCUACUUUGCUUACCAUGAUGGGGUAUUUAUUAUACUAAUACCUGGCCUAUACUAAGUUUAGGCCAGAGCAAACAGAUACAAGUUAUCUUUUACUUUUAAGUGGCAACUAUCAGGCUACAUUCACAAGCCAGAGUAAGGUUUAGAGGCAACCAGGCAUGUAGACUCUAGAGUCCUCAGUAAUUUUUCUGGUCCAGCUUUGCUCCAGGCAUACUAUUCUAAGGCCAGUAUAGCCUCCCCCAAGGCAGCUGGGACUGAUUGGAGUGAUUUCCAUGUUAUUAUUAUUCUCAUUAUUGCUAUUAUUAUUAUAUCCAAAUGAUGUAUACAUUUUCAUUGUCACUUGGUUAAGCAACCAAUUCUAUUAACCUGCAAUUCCAUGAAAAGGAGCCAUCUGCCCUAUGGACAACAGAACAAACUAUGUUGGUCUGAAAGGAUGCAUAAGUAGAACUCUUGUGCAACUUCAUUUUUAUGUCAUCUUUUUGUUUUUAUUCCCAAUACACUGUGAAAAUGUUCCUUUGUAAUGUAUUUAUAUUUAUAAUUUAUAAUACACAUUUUCAUAAUAAAGAUGAUCUUUGUAUUUGCAUAAAAAAUUCUGUCUCCAGAAUUCCAUGUAUAUAUAGCCAGUUUUUCAGCAAACUGAUGUAAUUGAGAAUCUCUGUCAGUGUUCUCACCUACAUGGAUAUUAAGUUCUCUGAGGCUCUACUCUCCCUUUCUCUCUGGAGUGUUGCAUGCUAUUAUCAAAUGGAAAGAAAAACCACUUCCCCAACCUACCUUACACGUGCCCUCCACUUUUCCCAUAAACAGAAUCGUUACUAUCCACGCUCUGCUAAGAUUAUUCCCCAUUCUCACUUGUUGACCAAGUUAUUCUAAUGACUUAAAUACUUGUACCUGUUAGAGGAUAGUCUUUUGGGAAGAAAAGGAGAUGAGGGGAAAGAAGGAAUGUUCUCUAUUUAGUGUUAAGAAUUUUUAAGACCCAAUAUUUUGAUUUUCCUUAUAGUUUAGCAGAGGAAAAGCUAUCAUUCACUGUAUCCUUCUGCUCUUACCAAAACAUAUUUCCAUAAACAUAAUGAAAUAAAACAAAAAGUGAAGUCAGGAAAAUUGUCUCUGGCUCUCCUCUCAUCCUAGUUAUCUUUCUUCCACUUUAGCAACUCUCUCAUCUCACUAUAUUCCUAGUGCUUUCAGGAGGUCCAAGUGUCUUCUGAAAUAACAAAGUUGUUACAAAUUACACAUUUUGACUGCUGCAGAAAAAAUUUCCUAGAAAGUGGUAAAGGAUUUCCUAAGA